GCAAUGCACGUUGCGCGUCACUCGCGAUUUGAGCGCGUCGACGUGCGCGCGGUCAUUGACGAUUAUCCGUGUCUUGUGUCAGUGAAUUUGAAUUUAGAAGUGUUUUUUUUCUUCCGGUGCGAUCUGCCUCCGAAUUUCCAUCUCAAGACAAUCAACUCCAGCGUGAACUGAAUCACACUUCCUUAGAAGCACUGCCAUAAAAGAGCUACCACCAUGAGCUGUUCCGGAUUGUUGGUCAAGCUGGUGCUCGUCAGCCUCAUUCUCCACACGCACAGUGCGCCAUCAAGAAGAUCACGGGAUGCCAAACUACCAGAAGAAUCUACCACGAGUCGGCAAAGCAAGUUACAAGAGAAAUUCAAGGAAACUACCACAACCACAGAAUCUUCACCCACAAACAGACGCAACAAAGCAUUAAACCUAUUUGGCUACUUCCCAUCUUACUUAUCAUCAGGUCUAGAUUACAGCGAAGAUGAUGAUGAUGACGUAACCUUCUCCGUCAAUGACGACAACUUCGAUGAUGACGACUUAUCCCGCACAAUUCCCUCAAGACGCCGGCAGCAGAAUAAGAAGAAGAACGGAAACGGAGAAACCUUCGCGAAUGAUAACAUAAACUCCCUGCAAUAUGAUAACUCUCCCAUUUUCUAUAUAAGACUUCCUCCUACCCCGUAUAUGUUCGUUCCAGGAUUAGGAUAUGUAUCCCAGCCACCCAGUAUUGGACCACCAAUGCCGCCAAUGAUGCCACAACCAAUGCAAAAUCCAGAUCCUUUCAUCAAUCUGCCUUUAGAUUUUGUUUCUAACGGAAAACCAACCGGCGUUUAUCAAUGGGGUGGCGCACCUCAAUUUCCUCAAAUGCCACAGAUGCCAAUGGAUCCUUAUGGUUUCGGACAGCCAAUGAUGCCUCAACCCUCACGUCCGAACUAUAAUCCCUCUUAUUCCAAGCCUAAACCAACUAACUCUAAGAUCACGAAAAUGAAGGGGUCGUAUGUAUUCAAUGGAAAACCUAGUGAUAAUGUCUACGUGCUACGAGACACAUAUAACUCUAUUUAUUCAGAUGCUCUGCAGAAUUUCUAUCCUUAGAUUUAGUGUUUGUUACGUGAAGCUUAAUGGCUCGUAUCGAGCCCAUGUCCGUUUCAAUUUUAUGUGCACUAAUGAUGUAUACCUAAUUGGAAGAUGUUAUUUAUGGCAAGGUUAAAGCAUAAUUCAUGAAUUGUCUAUGACUUUACUGUCAAAUUGCGUGUAUGAAAUGGGAACGUUCUGGUGUGGUGACCGUCGAAGUUUAAUGCAAAUAUAAUUUAAGUAGCCGUGCAAAAUACUCUUUAAAGUAAAUCUACAAAGGCGCCAUUACUAUUCACAACAAUUCCAAGUAAAAUUCAAUCAAUGAAGUGUUAAUGUCCCUAAUUUGUAUUUGGAAAAGUUGUUUAAUAUAAACGUGUAUGAUUUCAUUAUUUAAAAUCCUCUGAAGUAAAAUUUUGUCACAAAUAACGCAUAGUUUGUUCUCGUAGAUUAGUAUUGAUAAAUAAGUAGUACAAUAAAUUAUCUAUAGAAACAUAAUAAAAUAUUCUUCGCAUAUAAACAGUUUUGACGACAAACAUUUUAUUUGCGAUUUUAUCCACGAGUAGAACCUAAAUCUAAUCUAAACUUUGACACUUAACAUUUUAUACAAAAAUGUACCGAUUAUUAUGAUGUUUGACCUUUGCAGUUUCUGUUUGUGAUAAUUGAGAUUGUAUAGAUGUAAUUAAUAUUUUUUACCCUCACAUAUAUUUUUACUUUUUAGACUUAUUAGUAAAAGUUAAAGUCUCUUCAAAAUUACAAGUAACGAACGAUGUUAAUUCAUUUAGGUACUUUAAGUGGAGUCAUAAAAUUUUAUAUAAGUUCUUUUAAUUAUUAAUUUAGAUUAUAGGUAGUAUUGUUAUGAUUUUAAUAACGUACUUUAUUUAUUUUAUCAUUAUAAGUUAGGUACAAAUAAAUGCUCAAAUAAAAAAAAUAUCCGUCCACAGAUGCUUAAAUAGAUUAAUUGUAUUGUAUCUUUAGGUAUGUAUAUCUAUGGUCUAUUUUUAUACGUAGCAACGAGAGUAAAAUCUUUUGGUGUUUAAGAAUUUUGUUAAAUAAAUACAUACAUACAAUGUAACAAAUGGAUAGUCGAGAAUAAAAAUGAAUUAGUGAUUUAGUUUUAAUUAUUAAUAAUUAAGGAUAUUAUUUUAAGGAAAAAUUAUUU
Pieris napi is the source of this 2215-nucleotide messenger RNA. RefSeq lists its product as uncharacterized. The transcript has 4 exons. The record is from RefSeq and is a predicted model, not a curated record. Bases 214 to 1077 code for a protein of 287 amino acids. Lineage: Eukaryota; Metazoa; Arthropoda; Insecta; Lepidoptera; Pieridae.